Daphnia carinata is the source of this 1967-nucleotide messenger RNA. It is a transcript of the gene Cds, whose product is annotated as phosphatidate cytidylyltransferase, photoreceptor-specific-like. Gene Ontology annotation, cellular component: endoplasmic reticulum membrane. NCBI's taxonomy places the organism in Eukaryota, Metazoa, Arthropoda, Branchiopoda, Diplostraca, Daphniidae. The coding region runs from base 50 to 1420 and encodes 456 amino acids. Gene Ontology annotation, molecular function: phosphatidate cytidylyltransferase activity. The transcript has 10 exons. The record is from RefSeq and is a predicted model, not a curated record.
ACUCGAUUGAGCUACGUCUUGUCUUAACAAGAACUUCCAUAGGAAAGCAAUGGCGGAUUUACGCAAAAGGGUAACUAACAAUAAAGCUACUGACGUGGACACUGAGACGGAAAACGAAGGAUUCAACCAAGACAGCGAUGCAAACCUUGACUUGGACUCUGAGGAUGACAAAUCCUUGGGAAAUAAGGUAGAUCUUUCAAAUACUAUACCAAGUGGAACUGAUAAAGCACCCGAAUUAUUAGAUGCCACCUUAUCUUCUUUGCCCCCAAGAUGGAGAAACUGGGUGAUUCGAGGUAUUUUUACUUGGGUCAUGAUCUUUGGGUUUGCUCUUAUGAUAUAUGCAGGGCCGUUGGCUCUGAUGCUAGUGGUGCUGGCAGUGCAAGUAAAAUGUUUUGCUGAGAUUAUCAACAUUGGUUAUGCUGUGUAUAAAAUUCAUGGACUUCCUUGGUUCCGCUCCCUGUCUUGGUAUUUUCUGAUCACCUCUAAUUAUUUUUUCUAUGGAGAAAGCCUGGUUGACUAUUUUGGUGUGGUUGAUAACCGAACAGAAUUUUUGCGAGCAUUGGUCAAAUACCACCGUUUCAUCUCAUUUUCGCUGUAUAUUGGAGGUUUCGUGUGGUUCGUCUUGUCGCUAGUCAAACGCUACUACAUGAAACAGUUUUCACUGUUUGCUUGGACUCACGUUGCUCUCUUGAUUGUUGUUACCCAGAGUUAUUUAAUCAUCCGCAAUAUCUUCCAAGGAUUAAUAUGGUUCAUCGUACCCGUCUCUAUGAUCGUCUGUAACGACGUCAUGGCAUACAUGUUUGGCUUCUUUUUCGGUCGUACCCCGCUCAUCAAGCUGUCACCAAAAAAGACCUGGGAAGGUUUCAUCGGAGGUGGAUUUGCUACCGUUAUUUUUGGACUUUUGAUAUCGUACUUCUUGUGCCAAUACCCAUUCUUUGUUUGUCCUAUCGAGUUCAACGAAGAACUCGGUAGGAUGACUCUCGAUUGUGAGCCUUCACCCCUGUUCCGCCCACAGGAAUAUACAGUCCCCGCAUCCUUAGCUCCUGUCGUCCGAAUGGUUACCGGAAAAAACACCGUUAUGAUUAUCCCAUUUCUUCUCCACUCCCUAUCGAUGUCAGUAUUCAGCUCGGUUAUCGGACCAUUCGGAGGCUUUUUCGCUAGCGGAUUUAAACGGGCUUUCAAAAUUAAGGAUUUCGGCGAUAUCAUCCCGGGUCAUGGGGGCAUUAUGGACCGUUUCGACUGCCAAUACCUAAUGGCCACCUUUGUCAACGUAUAUAUUUCAUCGUUCAUCCGCAUGGAUUCGCCUCAGAAAUUGUUGCAACAGAUUUAUUCUCUAAAACCGGAAUUGCAACUGGAGCUUUUCACUGCCUUGCGAGAUUCUUUGACCACCAGGGGCAUUCUUCAAUUGCCAGCCCCUUAAAAAAAAAAAAUAAUAAAAACAAAAAUGUAGAUCAUGAUGAUCGAACUAUAAAAUUAUGCGGUCGAGUGUUGCGGUUAACUCAUACUCUCAGCAAUACUUUCGGCAUUCUGAGUGAAAAAUAUAACUUAAAUGUUAAAAAUUGUAAUAGCUGUUUUAGAGGAAAAAGUUUGGUUGUGGUGGGUAUUUUAUUGAUAUGAUGAACAACUUUUUUGGGGGGAAAGAUUCUGUGUGUAGUGAAGGUGUAGCAUUUCUCUUGUAUUCCGUUCACCUUCCUUGGAAUUGCUCCAAUUUCGUUAAACCUCUGGAUUUUCCCUCUAGUCAUUUUCAGAGACUCACAUUGAACGUUCUUCCAACUCGUUUCAAUUUUUAAAUUUCAGGUAGAGUUUUUGUCGUUCUGCCCUCCUCUUAUCCCCCAAUAACUUCACGUCGUGUAACUCCCUCUUCGUUGUCGAUGUUUAUAUAUUAUACAAGUCUAUUGUACUAUUUGGUUCUCUGAUUCUCGUAACAUACGGGUUCAAUAAAGGGCAACAAGUUGCAACAAAACAAA